AUGCAUCCAACGCUCGCCUCUCUCAUUUUCGCCAUCUUCUCCGUAUCCGUCCUUUCCACAAAGCUCCUUCGCCUGUACCUAAAUGCUCACUCCUUCUCCGCCGUCGCCUUCGUCAUCUUCCUACCGAUAUUCGUCCUGCCCGACGCCGUCUUGAUAUGUUCUGAGUGGCUAUUUCUGCGCCGCAAGAAUGGCACCUUGCCGUUCAUGGCCUUCGCUGUCGCAUGCCUGAUCAGCCUAAUCACCUUCUUUGCAGCCACCUCCCAGCUGAGCUUCUUUUGGCAGACGGGUGGUGAGAUCGAAUGGUCCGAUGCCGCCUCCUUCGCCCUCCACGGCGAGGGUCGCAAGGUGCUCCUGAGCGGUUCCGGCACCGCAAUCGUCGUCAGCGGUGUCAUUCUUGCCAUUUCCUGGACCGUCCAGACCAUGCUCUAUCGAGCCGUGGGCAUCCUGCUGGUAACCGUUGAGGACCAUCUCGUCUCGAUCUUUCGAUGGACCCUGCGAAAGCUGGGAUGGGAAGCGUAUGCCAAGCAAGGCGAUGAAUCCUUUCUGCCCCUGAGAGAGUAUGUGUACGACAGCGAUUCCGAUUCCGAUGAUACGGCGAGCGAACGCACACUUCCCGUCGGAGGGGGCAAUCUCACUCCGGAUCGACCCAUGACUCGACGGUGCCUCGUGUCCUGGGGAGUGGCCAUCGCCGCACUCGUAACCUUUGUCGGCAAUGUUUUGAUAUUCGACCCCGAUCGUCCAUAUGGUCGCGUUCUCACCACGCUUCCCCUUCCCUUGCUCGACACCUUCAAGACAAAGCACAUUGCAUGCUCCGGGAGUGCAUGGCCGCUCCCAGAACUCAUCCAGCGGCAAAAUUGGGAGCUGCCUGAGGGGUACUUCAAGGGCUGGGCUCCCGGCCUUGACAAUCACUUCGCGCGCACGUAUAGGGAGAGGAGGCCAGCUUGGCUACCCCGACCAGUUCCCUCCGGCUUCUCCAGAUGGGAUCCGGAGACGAGGCGUUUGAUGAAGGACAACGCCAACGGCUCAUCGUCCCCGACAACCACGGCAGCCCUACACGAUGGCUCCUCGUCGACACUCGCUCAUGAUGGCAGGUGUCCCGAACCUGUUGUCGACGAUCCCUUUUACAACCCAAUCAACGACCCGAUGAAGAUCAGCAACCUGGCAAACGACCUCCUGCAACCUCUGCGGGAGACACUCGAGUCGGUGGAUAUAAAACACAUUGCCCUCAUUCAGAUGGAGAGCAUGCGUGAGGAACUGUUUCCUCUUCGCCAUGGGUCGGAUUUUCACCGACUAAUCAUGAAGUCUCACGACGAGCUGGACUAUGACGCCACCAACGAUCUGCUAUCUCGCCUUACUGUCAACACGGAGAAACUUACCGGCAUGGCGGGAAAUUUCAAGAGCCGAGACGGCCAGCCGUUUACCCGCAAGUCGACGGAGUGGAACGAUACGACUGACGCCGGCUUUGGGGGCAUCAACAUUGUUGGUGCGCACACGACGAGCAGCGUCUCAACCAAGAGCACGGCCGCCAUCCACUGUGGCAUCUGGCCCAUGCCGGUAGACAUGUUUGAAGAGUCCGAGUCGCAGAACUACCAACCCUGCAUCCCCCAGAUUCUAGAGCUUUUCAACAGCAUGAAGCAAAACUCUUCCGGAUCCGAUUACCGCCAUCGUCAGUGGUAUCCUGCCUUUUUCCAGUCAGUCACCGACCGCUAUGACAGACAGGACGUCUUCGACAGUCGAAUCGGCUUCAAGCACAUCGUGACAAAGGCUCGUAUCGAGGAAGACGGGUCAAAGAAUUCUGGCCUCGAAGAAAUCAACUAUUUUGGAUAUCCAGAACCGGUUUUGAAGCGAUAUCUAAGGGACUACAUUGCAAAGGCGACAGCUGACGACCAGCGCAUGUUCCUAUCGCACUUCACCAGCACGACACACCAUCCGUGGGCAACGCCCAAGUCGUUCAAGACCUUGGACUACAUGGGCUCCGCCCACGGCGGCUUGACGGACUCGCACAAGGAUAUGAACAAGUACCUUAACACGAUACGCUGGAACGAUGCCUGGCUGGGCGAUUUGAUGCAAAUGCUUGACGAUCAUGGUAUUGCCAACGAGACCCUGGUUGUACUUGUUGGCGACCAUGGCCAAGCCUUUUCUGAGGACUUCCAGAAGACGGGAACGUACGAGAAUGGUCACAUCAGCAACUUUCGAGUCCCUAUUACUUUUCGCCACCCCCACAUCCCUCGGGUGCAGCAUGUCGUGAACGCGACUUCGAUAAGCAUUAUCCCUACUAUUCUCGACCUUCUCAUCAGCACCGGCUCGCUCAACAAGCAGGACACGGCGGCCGCUUCGGACCUGAUCCAGGACUUUGAGGGUCAGUCCCUCAUUCGGCCGUACAAGACAACGUACAACGGCCGUCGGGCCUGGAACUUUGGCAUCGUUAACCCGGGCGGCCGGAUGCUUUCCGUGACCUCGGCAGAUGCACCGUGGCGACUCGUGUUGCCUCUCGACGGAAAGACAGAGUACGUCUUCAGUGACAUGGGGAAAGAUCCUCUCGAACUGGAUCGCAUGCUGCGAUGGUCCAUGAAUAGCCUCGUGUCCGAGGUGCGGCGGAAAUACGGCGAGGGCGCGGCAACCUGGCUCGCCGAGGCAGAGCCGGUAGCACGGUGGUGGGGGAUGGAGCGAAAACGGCUCUGGCAGUACGAGGAGAAGUAA
Molecule: messenger RNA, 2700 nt
Organism: Drechmeria coniospora
Lineage: Eukaryota; Fungi; Ascomycota; Sordariomycetes; Hypocreales; Ophiocordycipitaceae
Product: Sulfatase domain containing protein
Exons: 3
Coding region: 1-2700 (899 amino acids)
Source: RefSeq, a predicted model, not a curated record